CUUCUUUUUGGAAAAAAACAUGCUAGUAUUUUUCCUGAAAAUUUUGAGACAAAGGACUGGGAGAUACAUUUGUGUCCAGUUGCUACAAACUCUGAAUAUUCUGUUUGAGAAUAUUAGCAAUGAGACCUCACUGUAUUACCUUCUUUCCAACAACCAUGUCAACUCCAUCAUUGUCCACAAAUUUGAUUUCUCUGAUGAAGAGAUUCUUGCUUAUUACAUAUCAUUUCUCAAGACUCUGUCCUUGAAGUUGAACUCCCAUACAAUCCAUUUCUUCUACAACGAGCAUACAAAUGAUUUUGCAUUGUAUACAGAAGCAAUCAAAUUUUUCAAUCAUUCAGAGGGCAUGGUUCGCAUUGCAGUGAGGACUCUCACUCUCAAUGUUUACAAAGUGAAUGAUAAAGCUAUGCAGACAUACAUCCGUAACAAGACAGCUGUACCUUACUUUUCAAACCUUGUGUGGUUUAUUGGUAAUCAUGUGCUGAACUUGGACACCUGUAUCAGAAAUGAUGUUGAUCACCAAAGUAAAGACCGCUUAUCCACAUUAGUAGCUGAGCACCUGGAUCAUCUGCAUUAUGUUAAU
Anneissia japonica is the source of this 580-nucleotide messenger RNA. RefSeq names its product protein CLEC16A-like. The annotation marks the transcript as partial. Gene Ontology annotation, biological process: endosome to lysosome transport; regulation of autophagosome maturation; endosomal transport. NCBI's taxonomy places the organism in Eukaryota, Metazoa, Echinodermata, Crinoidea, Comatulida, Comatulidae. The transcript is spliced from 6 exons. The record is from RefSeq and is a predicted model, not a curated record. Gene Ontology annotation, cellular component: late endosome; endolysosome membrane.